AUCUGAAUCUAUUUUGUCUGUGAAUGAAUCUUCUGAACAGCCCCAGGACUUGGUCAUAAUGCAUGAAUCUGUACAGCAGGAACUGGAAUCAACACUGACAUCUGUAUCAUUUCAGUCUGGCAGUGAUGUCACAUUGGCAGGCUCCAUCUCCAUCACUAGUGAAUCUGAUCUACUGGAGUCUAGCAGUAAAAUUGAGAGCAUUAAACAAGUAUCUGACUCUACUUUGGUGAGCACCGAGUCCAUCCAACAGGCAUCUGACUCUACUUUGAUGAACACUGAAUCCAUCCAACAGGCAUCUGACUCUGCUUUUAUAAGCACUGAGUCCAUCCAACAGUCAUCUGACUCUACUUUGAUGAGCACUGAAUCCAUCCAACAGGCAUCUGACUCUACUUUGAUAAGUACUGAGUCCAUCCAACAGGCACCUGACUGUACUUUGAUGAGCACUGAGUCCACCCAACAGCCACCUGACUCUACUUUGAUGAGCACUGAGUCCACCCAACAGCCAUCUGACUCUACUUUGAUGAGCACUGAGUCCACCCAACAGCCAUCUGACUCUACUUUGAUAAGCACUGAGUCCAUCCAACAGGCAUCUGACUCUACUUUGAUAAGCACUGAGUCCAUCCAACAGGCAUCUGACUCUACUUUGAUAAGCACUGACUCUAUCCAACAGGCACCUGACUCUACUUUGAUAAGCACUGAGUCCAUCCAACAGGCAUCUGACUCUACUUUGAUAAGCACUGACUCUAUUCAACAGGUAACUGAGUUAGUUUUGAUGAGCACUAACUCUGCUCAACAGGCAUUAGACUCUAAAUUCGCUUAUGAUGACCCUAUUCAGCUGGCAGAGUUUUCCUCAGAUAUCACUGACUCAGUUCAGCAUGCACCGGGCUCUACUUUGAAAACCAGUGAUUCUAAUGAUCACACAUCAGACUUAGCAUCAGUCACGGAAUCUGCCACGCCGGCCAAUGAUGCUGUCUUAUCACCCGUUGAACCCAUUAAUCCUAAUGCCCCACGUUUACAUUCCAACAUGUCUGACAUUGACAAAGAUGGAGAGAUGAAAGAUGUUGACAAAGAUGGAGAGAUGAAAGACAUUGACAAAGAUGGAGAGAUGAAAGACAUUGACAAAGAUGGAGAGAUGAAAAGUCAGACUGACCCACAGUCAUUGGUUGAGGGUUGUGAUGCCACCACAGAAGAGAGAACAACCGAGACAACAGAUUCUCAUGUGGAUGGAUUUAUCCCAAUAGGAGAUUUGAUUUUGUCUUCGAUUUCUGACACAGUUGGAAAUCAGUCUCAGACAAGCCUUGAUGUUGAGAGGUCAGAGAAUGAAACCUCAGAAUCAUUAAAUGAUAUGCUUGAGUUAACUACCAAUGCCAUGUCGUGUCCAGACAGUGCUGGCAUGGCACAUACUUUUGAAGAACCUAUUAUAGACAUAACCUUUUUAAACCAAGAUACGGUUGUUGAAAAAGAAAGUGAUGCCAUGGAAACAUCAUUGAUGAAUCCUGAUGAGGUGUCUGAAGAAAAAAUUCUAGAGGCUGGGGUGAAGACUGAGGCUUUCAUGGAAGUAAAAGAAGAGGUAAAAAAUGAAGACAAAACUGAUGUACCUCUUGAAGAGACAGCUGAAGGUGAGUAUGAGAAAAAAGUCAAGGAUGAUUAUCCAGUCAAGCAUAUGCCCCUGUAUUCAGAUGAGAAACCUAUGAGAGGGGGGCUGAGCCGUUGGCAAUUGGUAUGUGAUAGUGUGGAAGACUGGGCCAACCUAACGGAGCAGUUCAAGAACACCACCAUUAACAAAGAGAAAAUGCUUUACAAGAUCAUCAAGAAUGACUUUUUGCCGGAGAUUCCAACCAUAAUGGAAGACAAGGUUAGACAACAAGAAAAUUAGCUUAAAUAAUUUUGAAAUGUGUGCAUUUGUUGUUGUUUUAUGGGUGACUUUGUACAAGUUUAGAAUAAUUGCCAGAUUACUUUACAUUGUGUUGCAAUAUUAUUUAAUUAAUUAUGUGACUGCUUUUCUCAUUGAAUAUGACAUAAGGGCAGUGCUAAAAGAUUUUUUUCACUAACAUUAAUUUCCAGGAAAGGGCCAGGGAGAAGAGAGCUAGAGAAAUGUUGCCCAGGAGAUCCUCCUACAGGCUUGAAUUGAAGAAGAUGGAGGAUGAAGAGAAGGUAAGAUUAUUUCGUAGUCUUAUAUUCUAAAAUAAAUAACAUUUAUCAAGGGAGAUGUUGUACAUUCUUUGUGUAUUUUUCUAUAGAUUUUGUAUUUUGUGUUAAAUGCCUUUCACCUCAAGGAAGAGAGUUUAAUACUAUAAUUUUAAUCAAUGAUUAAAGGAGCGUUUGAACAAAGAAGCUGAAGAAGAAGAAGAAAGGCAAAGAGCACUUUUGGAGGAAGAGAGGAGACAGCAACUGAGGAUAGAAGAAGAGAAACGCCAUAAAGAGGAAAAAGAGAGAGCCAGAGCUGGUUGGUAUUUAAAAACCCUUGCUAACAGGCUACUUAACAAAUUUCAGUAUGUGUGGUACUUUAAAAAGUUGGCCAUGCCUAAGUGCUGCUACAUUUUCUAAUAAUCAUUCAAGAUGAAAAUUAAUUUCUUUUCUCAGAAAGGGCAAAUCGUGCUAGACUGCGAGAAGAAAGAGCUCGGUUGAUAGCUGAAGGUAAAGAAAUUCCUGCUGAGCUGAUGAACGGGCUCAGACAAGACGAGUAAGUUUUAAAUGGUUUACUGAUAUUAAAACAAAUUUUAAUUGGUUGGAAAUUUAUUCUUGACUUGUUAUUUUAACUAGGAAUUUCUCAGCUAUUUUUACUGAUACAGCUGAUUUUGAUGAGUUCUGAGUGGUGUUCUUUAAAGUUAUUAAGUCCUCAGUUUCUCUUCCAUUAACAAAGGUGACUCCUAGUGCUAUAUUUGAUUUAUCUUGUAGAUUCAUUUUAGUUUCACCUACAGACAAAUCUACUUUUGCUAGAUUAUUUUAUUAUUUAUUUAUGGACUUUCCCACUUGAUAAUUUGUUCCGUCAUAGACUGAAGAGGGUUUUUCCACAGUAAGGAGAGAAACAUGUCAACUGGCUAAGUAUUGCAUAGUCAAUCUGUUGCAACUUGGGGUUUUUAAAUUAACAUAAGUUUGAUAAAACUAAUUUCAACUUGAGUUUUCAAAUGAACAUGAAUUAGAUGUAACUUAUUUCAACUAGUGUUUUCAAAUGAACAUAAAUUUUAUGUAACUACUUUUCUGGUUAUUCAAGGAAUGAAGAUGAUGCACAUGAUGAAUUGCAGAGGAAUCUAGAAAAAGGUAAUUCUUUCUGAAUUGAUGCACUAAAUGAACAAACAAAGAAGCAUGCCCCAAAGUAACUAUUUUUCUACUAAGCUUUAAAAAGGUGGUCCAAAAUACUUUUUUUUUUAGUGAUAAAUGUUUUGCAUGUUUUAAUCCUUUUUAAAAUGUGAUUUUUAAUUGUUGCCACUGAUAAAAUUGAAUUUUUUUAAACAGUAUUGUUGACAAUAAAGCGUAACGAUCAUUCUUGGCCUUUCUUGGAGGCAGUUGAAGAAGUCAAUUCACCAGACUUUUUUGAAAUGAUCAAGGUAUCGUUUGUUUUCCUAUGAACUAUUAAUUAUUUUGUUAAAAUUUGCAUUCCUUGAUUUUAUAAAUCUGUUAUAUUACAAUAGAGUAUUGAAAACAUAAAUAAAUUAAACUCCUGAUCUCAGAUGUAUCAGAAAACUUGAUUUAAUAAAACUCUUAUUACAUGCCCUGAUAUAACACGAAUUUGGAAAUAACAGUUUUGACAAGCCUCCCCAAAUUUUGUAAAUUCGUAUGCACAAGAAAUUUUUUGUCACAGUCCAUGGGGGAAAAAAAGUAAUAAUCUAACUUUAUUUUCUGUAUAUUAGAUAUUAAUUUGAAUAUAAUAAGAUUCUCAUGGGGUUUUCUGAAAUUUGAAAUAAAUAACCAAAGAAGUCCCCAACUAUUGGGAUGGGCCUGGAGGUGUCGACACAAGCAGUUGAUGAAAAAUGUUUGCUUUAUGAGCUGUAGAAAUCCCAACACUGUACAUACAGGAUAAAGGCUUCCGUGAGACCUCUGUGUAUGUGUAAAUUGUCAUUACAUUAACCAUUUGUUUUGACAAGAAAUGGGUUUCAGAUUUUGAAUGCAUUAUUGGCGUUAGGAGUCGUUUGCAUAAAAAUGUUGUAAAUGCAAUCCGAUUUUUAGGAACUCCAAUUAUCACAUUAAAGCUCUAUUCCACUGUUUAUGAAAGAAGGAAAAUAUAGAGCCCGUCUAUUAACAUAUAUUAAAAACUUUCGAUAAAUAAAUAUUAAAAUUUAAAAGUUUUGAACAAAAGGGGAAUAUUUAUUUAUAACCAUGAAAAUAAAAUGUCCCUUUUCUCCUAUGUAUGCAGGAGCCCAUUGAUUUGCUACAGAUAGAGAAGAAACUAUCUGACAGGGGCUACAAAAAACCAGAAGAGUUUGAGAGAGACAUGAAUCUUGUCUUUGACAAUUGCAUUGAGUAUCAUGGCAAGGAUAGUGGUGAGUUUUAAAAUAAACAGUUGGUCUUCUUUGGCUAAGAAUUUUUAAUGUGGACAUUAGUGUGUUGUUCUUACUUUGUAAUUAAAAAUUAAUUGAAUAGAAAAAAGUGAUACUUUUCUUAAAUUUUGUUACUAACACUGACUAUUCAAGCAAACCUGUGCCCACAAUUUUUAGAUCCAAAUUUCAUGUGUGUGUGUUAACUAAGUUUAAAAAAAAAAAAAAUUAUUUAUAAAAUGAUUAAAAAUUUUGUCAUAGCAUUAUGGCUUAAUUAUAAAACACUACAACCGCUCCCUUAAAACUUAAUACAAAAAAAACUGUAAUCUGAACUUAUAUAUAUAUAUUUACUUUAAGACUUUGGCUACAUGGCUGAGAACCUGAAGGGUGUUUUUGAGCGAAGCAUGAGGCGCACAUUCCGAGUGUACCUGGAGCCCUCCCACAGACCCAUACGCCGUAAGGAGUUCUGGGGAGAAUCAUCAUAUGUCACUGAGUAUGGUUUUGCUGGUAUGAGGUCACGGAAAAGAGGAAGAAAAGUAUGUUUAAGAGACAUUAAUUGAUAAUAAAUUAAUAUCUUCUACUUUAAUCAUAGGUCCUGUUUUACACACCCUGAAGAACUCAGUAAUUCUAUUUUUUAAUUGACUAACCUAGAAGAAAAAUGACCAAGGCAUGCAUCAUUGUCACGUGUGGGCUCUGUUGUCUAGCCCUGUCCGAAAAUCCUAGUGGUUUACCUUUCCAGAAAGAUAUUUAUUGGGAAUUUAAAUUAUGAAGAAGUGUUUUAUUGAGGAUGAAUAUUUUUAGGCUAGAUACCUAUACAAUAUUAAAAAUGUUUGUUUUACUAUUUCAGAAUUCAGAUUCUGAUUCUGAUCCAGAGCCUUACAUGACUGGUCGUGUUCUCUAUCCUUCUGGAAGAAAAUGGGGGGCUGACGAACAUGAGAGUGAGAAAAAAGAGUAAGUAUUUAAAAUAUUGUAUGUCAGUAGAUGUACAAUACCAGACAAUACUUACCUUUGUCAAAAUAUUUUAAGAAUUAUUUCUACUUACUGGGUAUAUAUUUUAAAAACUAAAUAAAAAGGCAAUUAAAAAUAUAUCCUAACAUUUGUAAAGUAUGUGUUAUUAAAUUGGUUCCCCUUACUUUGUCCAAUUAUUAAAAUUAAAAAAGUAGUUUUGGACACAUUAAAUUUAACUCUUUAAUUUUUAUUUUAUCAUUUUUUUAGGCCUUUGAAGGCAGAUGAUAAUGAUGAAGAUACCGCUCUGACGCCAAGAGCAACUUGGAGUUACCGCAGAGAACUGCUAGGACAAGAUGCUGGGGACUUUGAAUCUUACAUUCCCAAAACUAAAAAAAAAAAGUCUGGGGAAUUAGAUGAGGUGAUCAGCAGCAAAAGAAUACCUGUAGACUUCAGCAAAUACCCUGGCGCCAAAUUUCGUUAUUCUGCUCCAGUUAAAGACAGCUCUCGCAGUUUACCUCGCUUAAAUAUCAUUGAAUAUGUUAAAAAAGAAAAACCAGCUGCAUUGCCGGGAACAAACAAAGUACCACCUCCUGGUUUACCGUCGCUGUCCGGGGCACCCACAGUAAAAGCUAACCCUGUCAAAGUGGUCAAGAUUUCCAGAGAAGAAUAUGAAAAGCUUUUGGCUGAAAAUAAGAUAACUAUAGUUGACGCCAACAGCCCUGCGGGUCAGGUGAUCAAGCUUAAAGCAGGGCUGCAGCUGAAAGAGACUAAUCCUGCACCCAAACCUCCAGCACCACCAACUGCCCCGGCACAGGUGCCACCUGUUCAGGCUAACGCUGAAACUAAUGUUUCAGAUGUGCCGCUGAACACAUCAGCUACUGUUAGCACUACACCAAUGAAAUCUCCACCCUCGCAGAGUAAAACCAAAGAAGUGCCAAGAAAAGCAGACCAAACACUUGACAUAAAAGAGCGACUUAGAAAAGUUAAUGAGAAAAUUGCCUUAAGGAAUACUCUCCGUCAAGCCAAUGAGAAGCUUGCUAAUAAAUUAAAGAACACUAUUUCUAGGGAGGAAAGUCUUGUACAAAGUAAAAAUAAUCCUCUUGGACAAAAUGAUAAAUCUGAGGCAAAUGCGAAUGAUUUCAAUUCAGAGGAAGAAAAAAACCCAGCUAAAUAUACUAAAAUUCUGUCAAAACAUGAACUUGGAAAAAGUAAACACCAUUCUUCAGAUCAAACACCACCUGUGAAAAAAGUACGUUUUAGUGAUGAACUUGAGCCCACAGCACCCAAAUCUGACCAGCCCCUUCUUGCAAAAGAGGGGAAUGAAUCAAGUCUUAGGUUACAGGAAGGGCCAAUGCCAUCAAAACUUCAACCAACCAGCUCUAGUUCAGCAGAAAGAAAAAAGUCACCAUCCCAUCUCAGCUCGCCAAAUUUCUCAUCUCCACAGAAAUCACUAGAAGCUGAAUCGCAGCAGAGCCCGUCUAUUUAUGAAAAAUGGAAGAGGCGAGCACAAAAAACACUGGAGAAACUUUCCCAAGAUGAUGAGGAACCGACACAUAAACGACACAGAGAGAUGGAAAGUUUGCGCGAGGCAAAACUCUCCGCACUUGAUGAACCCCGGAACAAACGCAUGAAAACUAAAACAGAUGACCAUUCCGAUGAAACCAUAUCAAAACAUUGUAACUCUCUGAAGGAAAGUGAUUCGGAGUUUUCUGAGCCAGAUAGUGUUGUUCAUGAGCAUUUGACAAGUAUCACUUUGCUGGAGCCAGCGCAUGAACAAAACAAAGAGAAUGGGACAUGUAUCCAACCUUCAUCUGUUGGGGCAGCUGCGGGGGGAGAGAGUCAUCCCUUUUAUAAAGCUCCUGAACUCCAGCAGGAUCCAGCGGGUGAUUCUUGUCACUCCCUGGAGCCAUCAUGUUCUAAUAAGCUCGCAUCUUCUUCAUUAGAGCAGCCAUCAUCUUCUGCACAAUCCCCAACCAAAAUUUUGGUUGAACUCUCCAAACCAGCAAAGCAACCUUGUGCAGUGUCAUUACCGUCCACAUCCUUCGCUCACCUGAACCCAACAACGGCUCUGAAACUGAGCGGCUUGACAUCACAGCUGGCCCAGGCGAUGGCCCAGAAGAAAAAAAAGGCAGUUCAAGAUGAAGGAAGAUUUGAAAAUUGUGAUUCACCACGGGCCCUCAGUCCGCCACUGCUGGAGCCUAUUGAACCCAUCGGUGAGGCUGUCAGCAGUCGGGAACUGAGAGACAGUACUCCAGAAGAUGAUGAAAUGCCGGUGUUGGUUCCAGAUCACUUACCGCCAUCACUUGUUGAGCCGGGCUCUGACAACAUCUUUCAGCGCAUGAUGAGUCCUGAAAAAAGUAAAAUGUAGUCUCAUUCAUGUGCUUCAAGUAAACUGUCAUCCAUCCCAAUUGACGUUACAAAC
Molecule: messenger RNA, 7845 nt
Organism: Lymnaea stagnalis (great pond snail)
Lineage: Eukaryota; Metazoa; Mollusca; Gastropoda; Lymnaeidae
Source: the annotation of a GenBank genome assembly